This is a messenger RNA of Camarhynchus parvulus, 5557 nucleotides long. RefSeq names its product GNAS complex locus (gene GNAS). Gene Ontology annotation, cellular component: heterotrimeric G-protein complex. Lineage: Eukaryota; Metazoa; Chordata; Aves; Passeriformes; Thraupidae. Gene Ontology annotation, biological process: adenylate cyclase-activating dopamine receptor signaling pathway; sensory perception of chemical stimulus. Gene Ontology annotation, molecular function: GTPase activity; insulin-like growth factor receptor binding; ionotropic glutamate receptor binding. The transcript has 12 exons. The coding region runs from base 899 to 2038 and encodes 379 amino acids. The record is from RefSeq and is a predicted model, not a curated record.
AAUGCGGGAGAGAGCAGGAAAAAUAAGACGGGGAAAAAUCCGCCCGUGAGGGGACAGGUUCUGCUCGUGGCACAGAGCAAACGGGCUUGCCUUUUUUUUCCUUGCUGCCUUUUUUUUUUUUUUUAACACACACAUUAUAUUUUGUAUUUUCUUCUCGCCGAGAGGAUUCAGCCGCCUGGAAAGCGCAUGUGAAAAGAGCAGCAGCAAGGAGAGGGGAGGAAAAAAAAGGGGGGGGUUUGGCUUGGACCCCCCCGCCCCAGUGCGGGAGGAAGGACCCGCGGCGGCCGGAGGGCGAGGAGCUGCGGCGGCCGGCGAGGGAAGGGACCGGGGCUGCGUGACCCCCGCGGCGCGGGGGGAGAGGCGAGGAAGAGACGUUUCCCGAUCCUCCCCGCCGAGGAUUUAGGGAGGUUUCCGCGCCUGGAGCCCGUGCCUUUGGAUCUAAAGAGGAUUAUUAUUUUUUGGGGGUGGCACUGAAGCUGGAUUUGUUCCUGUGCGUGCGGCGCGGGGGGGGGCAUUUCUGCUGCCUCUAGAGGAGCCGGCGGCCCGGCCGUGGCGCGGAGAUCCCCGCGGAUCGCUCCGCACCCCCCGGGAAAGGUGCGCCGAGGGGAUCGGCGGGGGGCGGGGGAGGAGAGGCAGCUGCAGCUGCCGGGGAGGAGGCCCGGCGGAGCGGCAGCAAAGUCAUCGCUAUCGGCCCCCCCUCGGCUGGCUUCGGGCUCGGCGCUCUCCAUGUCUCUGGCUCUGGGCAGCGGCCGCCACAGCAGCGAGUAGGGGGGGAGGAGGAGGAGGAGGAAGAAGAAGGGAGCCCGGGAGUGCCUCCCUCCCUCCCUCCCUCCCUCCCCCGGCAGCCCCGGCCGCCUCCCGUCCCCUCGCCCCGCGUCCCUGCCUUCCCCUCCCCAAGAUGGGCUGUUUAGGGAACAGCAAGACGGAGGAUCAGCGCAACGAGGAGAAGGCGCAGCGGGAGGCCAACAAGAAGAUCGAGAAGCAGCUGCAGAAGGACAAGCAGGUCUAUAGGGCCACGCACCGGCUCCUCCUGCUGGGUGCUGGUGAAUCCGGUAAAAGCACAAUAGUCAAGCAGAUGAGGAUCCUGCACGUGAAUGGAUUUAAUGCUGAGGAGAAGAAAAUGAAAAUUCAGGAUAUUAAAAACAAUAUUAAAGAAGCUAUAGAGACAAUAGUGACAGCAAUGGGCAAUUUGGCACCUCCAGUGGAACUAGCCAAUCCAGAGAACCAGUUUCGAAUCGACUACAUCUUAAAUUUAGCAAACCAGAUAGACUUCGAUUUCCCUCCGGAGUUUUAUGAACACACAAAAACCCUGUGGCAGGAUGAAGGUGUGAAAGCCUGCUACGAGAGAUCCAACGAGUACCAGCUGAUUGACUGUGCCCAGUAUUUUCUAGACAAGAUUGACAUAGUCAAACAGAAUGAGUACACCCCAUCUGACCAGGAUCUUCUCAGAUGCAGAGUUUUGACAUCAGGAAUUUUUGAAACCAAGUUUCAGGUCGAUAAAGUAAAUUUUCAUAUGUUUGAUGUUGGAGGGCAACGAGAUGAACGCCGAAAAUGGAUCCAGUGUUUUAAUGAUGUGACUGCUAUCAUAUUUGUGGUGGCCAGCAGUAGCUACAACAUGGUGAUACGAGAGGACAAUCAAACCAACCGGCUGCAGGAGGCACUAAACCUCUUCAAGAGUAUCUGGAACAACAGGUGGCUACGGACCAUUUCAGUAAUCCUUUUCCUGAAUAAACAAGAUUUGCUAGCAGAGAAAGUUUUGGCAGGGAAAUCUAAAAUUGAAGACUACUUUCCAGAAUUUGCUCGCUACACUACACCAGAUGAUGCAACACCAGAGCCUGGUGAGGAUCCCAGAGUUACAAGGGCCAAGUAUUUUAUUAGAGACGAGUUUCUUAGAAUCAGCACAGCAAGUGGAGAUGGAAGGCACUACUGCUACCCUCACUUCACGUGUGCCGUGGACACAGAGAACAUCCGCAGGGUUUUCAAUGACUGUCGGGACAUUAUUCAGCGCAUGCACCUUCGCCAAUACGAGUUGUUGUGAUGGAGAGCACUUUUUUCUGUGUUUUGGACUCCUUAUUCCUUAUUAAAAAAAGAAAAAAAACACCCUUGCCCACAUAGGGUGGAAGAGAACUGUUUGAAUCUCCCAUUGAUUUGCACCCCUCAACUUUUUCUCCUUGCUGGACAAUAGCAGCACUUCUAAGCUUGCUUCUGUACCCCUCGGACAGUUUGAGAUGGCCCCUAACACUUAAAAGGCCAUUUCCAUGAGGAUUCCCUAACGCUGUUAUUAACAAAAAAGAGAGAAAAAAAACCCAAACCAUACAAAAAAAAGAAAUAAAACCUAAUUAAUUAAAAGCCCUGAAUGUGGAGCACCUGAAAGAAUUGGGGAUGAAAAAAAAUUAAACGUUGAAACAAAAAUUGGGGGAGAGAAAACUUUAGGUAAUUUAGCACUGCUGUGGGCAUAAUCCUAUAACCCGUGAUCUCCACUUUGUAUCACUCACUGCAUCCGAGUAACGAAGGUGCCAAGUCACAGACCAAGUUUGAAGACAGACCCUUGAGUUUGGUUCUCUGACUGUAAUGUGGCUUUGGGCGGAAAUACUGACAAUUCUCCAGCAGACCUAGACAGUGCAAAAACCAACUGCUACCUUUCAGAAGGGUAUUUUUAAAACCAGUCUUGGUGGUCUAAAGACAACCAUGGACAUUUAAGAAUUGAACUGCGUAUGGCCUGUGAUUGCAGAAAGAGUUAACCACACACUGUUUUCAGUUUGUCCACUGAUGAUCCCGUCUGCUCUAAAAAUCAUUAUCUAGACUGUAGUCCUCACAGUCUUUCCCUUCUUUUUCUUCUUCCCUUCCCUCAUUUUUUAUUUUACUGCUGGAUUAUUAUUCUUGUACAGACUGUAAAAUGUAUUAUUUUGUACAACUUUAUUGAAAAUAACUUGUAGAAGAUCUUUGUGCCUUGAUUAUGGCUGUACCUGUACAAUGAGCUAAGAUGUAAGUAUGUUUGAUUGCGCUGUACAGCUUUGUCAACCCUAUCUGCAGCAUUAGCUCAAGGUAGGGAAAAUUUAUCUGUAGUUUAGUUUUUCUGGUUUAUAAAAGAAGGAAAAAUACUGUUUAGUAAAAAAAAAAAGGAAAAAAAAGGAAAAAAAAAAGAAAAAAGUACAAAUUGUGCAAACUUAACCACUUUAAAAGUGAGGUCUUCAACAAGUGACCAGAUGUUGCAGCAUCGUGCUUUUUAAUUUUUAGCUUUAAUUCAUUUAAAUCUCUAUCCAAAUGCAAAACAUGGCUUGUUUCUACAUAAAACCAAAUUUUGCUACAAAUUAUCAAUGUUAGUCUUUGGUCAUUCAUAGUCCUUUUUUUGCUAAAGACAAAAAAAAAUAAAAACCAGAACAAUAACAGACACGUAGGGCAUCAUGCAGGUCUGGUGACCAUCUCUAGACUGGGCCAAAUACCCACCAACCUCGGCUUGCGCUGCGUGGGCAACGACAAGGAAUGACAAGGUGUGCACUGCCCUUGGAUUUGGCCACUGAAUUCCAGUUUCAAAUGACAUUUUUAUUUCUCUUUUAAUAAAGAGAUACUUUAGAACCUUUUUUUGUUUUAUAUUAACUAUAUAAGUAGCUUAAAAGUGAAGAUGUGUGGAUUUUUUCUUAAACUUGAAUAAUUUAUGCAAAUUAUAUGCUUAGAACAACAUGUGGUACAGUAAAAAGAAAAAAGAGCAAAAAUCACUGUAGCAAUAAGAGAGCAUGUAAUUUUAGUAACUACUACACUGCUUUAUAUUUUAUACCUAGGUGUUUUAUGUCUCUGUGAGUGUGUUACUUUUUCAUGUGUCUAAACCUACGUGUACAAUUUGUACAGAGUCAGAAAUUACAGCUGUAAUAACACAUCUAGAACAGUGUUAGCCUAUAUUACUCAAACACCCCUGUUCCCCCUUCAUUUACACCCCUAAACUGAUCUGGAUCUUAACUGCAGUGACUUUAAAAGGAAAAGAAACAAAAACAAACACCAAAAUUCUUGCCUCUUUGCCUUUCACACUAGCUUCCCUCCACCCAAGAGACUUUCUUUGUUUGGGAAGAGAUCCAGUUUAAAUCCAAGUGAGGCGUGGUCAGUGAUGUCUGUGCAGCUAGAUUUGCUUCAGGUAUCGGAUGCCUUUUCAAUACUAAGAACUGCAGCUGUUCAGAAUUGUGACUUUUCAUUUGCUUUUGUGGCUGAAGUCUUAAAAUGAAUCACACAGUCCAUUUUCACUGGAGAGCAGGGAUGUGAGGGAGUUACUAUCCCAUCUCAAUUCAGAAUUACUUCCAGAAGACACUGAAUAGCUGAAAAAUUUUAGCUGCAGUUGUUACUCGCCUUUCAAGAAUGAUCUUUCCUGUUCACAGGUUUAGACAGUUGCCACCUGAACUUUGUAGAAUUGUAGAAAACAUGACUGAAAAUAGGCCCCUCCAAUUCAGAAUGUAUCCAGUGCCUGUAAGUGAAGGGCUGGCGUUUCCACUAGCUAAAAAUGGGACACACAUAGUGAAAAGGAAAUUCAUUGUGAGCCUUAAUUUUAGUUACAGGAGCCAAAAUCUUUAUUUUAGUGCCAACCCUUAUCUUUUUAAGCCUAGGAGGAGUUGGUGUGAACACCAAAUUUAUAAAUGGAGAAAACCUGUAGUGGUGUGAGGAAUGUAAUCUCUUGUCUGAGAGAAACAAAGCACCUCCAUUUAAAAAAUUAACAAAAUAAGCUUCUUCCUCUGAUGAGGAGGACACAUAAUAACAAUGAGCUAUGUAAGACAGCAACAGAUUAAGAAACCUAAAGCUUUAUAUGAACAGAUAUGUUUAGGGGAUGGUUUGUUUUUUUUUUUUUCUUAUGUGAGGAAAAAGGCAAUUGUUUUGAAUAUGGUUGAGUUGCACAAGUACGGAGCGUGUGUGUGUCUUAAUGUCUCAGUAUUGCCUUUGUUAGUCUCUUUAUUAGUCCAUGCAGUUUGGUGGCCUGGUAAAUGCAAGUCUUAUUUUUAACAGCUUUCUUUUUCCCUUUUUUUUUUUUAAAUACAAAACCAUAAAGCUUUAAUGCUUGCUAUUUAAUAAGUGUGUUUUCUUCUGUCUCUAAUUUAGUGGCCAUAAUUUGCAGUUAAUUGAACCAUUCCAACCUAAUGCUUACCCAUAUUUCUUAGUUUUGUUUUAUUUAUUUAUUUGAACUUCUUGUUUUCAUGAUUGAGGACUGUCACUUCUGUCUCAUUCAUCUGUUUGGAAACUUCUGACCUUACAGCCAAAACUUAACUCAUUCUACUCAGUAUUCAUCGUGAUGCUGAAGUGUAAGAUACCUGCAAAUGUAAACACUACCACUUUUAUUAAUAAAAGCAAAUACAGUGUUUUUAGGGCACAUUUGCAUCCCUGUAGUUGAGGUUGUGUCAGUAUUUCCAUUGUAAACCUAUGGAGGGUUGGCACUAAACUGCCCUAAGCUGAAUCUUGGCCAUACAAGGCUUCUGCUCAAGCGUGAUUUUGGCGGGUUGAUUUUUCAACAGUUUCCAACACAAACUCUUGUUUCUGUUUUAAGUUAUUCAACUGUUUUGUUGGAUGGGGGUUGGUUUAAAAA